Messenger RNA from Motacilla alba alba, 895 nucleotides. RefSeq names its product claudin 34 (gene CLDN34). Gene Ontology annotation, cellular component: plasma membrane; bicellular tight junction. The transcript has 3 exons. The coding region runs from base 146 to 871 and encodes 241 amino acids. NCBI's taxonomy places the organism in Eukaryota, Metazoa, Chordata, Aves, Passeriformes, Motacillidae. The record is from RefSeq and is a predicted model, not a curated record. Gene Ontology annotation, biological process: cell adhesion; bicellular tight junction assembly. Gene Ontology annotation, molecular function: structural molecule activity.
GAGCUAUUCAACUGCAACAUUUCAUUUUAGCCAUUUUAAAGGAAAUCUAUUGGAGAUACAUAGAUGAACUGGGAGGCCAAAAUGAUAAAAUUGCAGAUCUUGCUGUGUUUGUCUGGCAUCACAAAUCACUCUGUCCCAUCCUCUCAUGGCUGGCAUCACCUUCAGGACUGAAUGGCUCUCUUUGCAUGGCAACUGUGUCUGUGACAGGGCAGGAGAGCUCCAAAGGAUGAAUUCCCUGGUCAGCACCUCACACCUCCAGCUUGCUGCCUUUGCUCUGGGCACCAUAGGCUGGAUCCUGUGCACCAUUUCAAUGGGAAUUGUGGAAUGGAGAGUGUGGCAUGUGGACAACACCACCGUCAUCUCCUCUGGCAUUGCCUGGGUGGGGAUUUGGAAAGUCUGCUUCAUCAGUUACCUUUACGUCUCACCUGGCUACAGAGAACAGUUUUGCCAUAAAUUCAGUGGCUAUGACUCCUUUAUCCCCCAUGAAAUUUACGCUGCUCAGGGUCUCCUGUUGAUCGCCAUGUUCAUGGGCUUGCUGGGACUGGCUGCUACAAUAUUUGCUCUGAGGAAUGUGUAUAUGGGAGUCACUCACAAAACUCUCAUUGCCCCGUUCUUCCUGGUGGGUGGCUUCUUCUACAUACUUGCUGGUCUGUGUGUCCUGAUUCCCGUGAGCUGGAAUUUCUAUUCUGUAACUCACAACCAGAGCAUAGCUUUUCCUCCUUCUUACUACAUGCCCUCCAGUCCAGCGGCACAGGAAGCUGGUGCUGCCAUUCCUGUUGGGAUUGUGGCUGUCAUCCUCCUGCUGCUAAGUGGGACAUUUUCUCUCUCAUACAGAUUUCCCAUGAUUACAAACACUGUCACGAAAUCCUGACAGGACAAAUCCCCCAUGCUAUUU